UCCAAAGUCCAGCCGUUGGUCAGACUCACUGCCUCUCACAAGCUGCUUGAAUCGUCUCCGUGGAGGAGGAGAAGAAGAAGCAACAUGGCUCACUGGACAGCAAUGAAUAAAGAGGAGCUGGAGCGUCAGUAUUCACCCAGCCAGUGGUCGCACAGGAUGUCCGGGGACGACGUGAUCAAGGCGCAUGUCAAGGCUCUAAAAGAAGGUACCGAGCGUGCCCGAGGUCUAGCUCAAACUUUGCUCAAUGUGCCAUAUGGAGACGGACACGGGGAGAAAUUGGAUGCCUAUAUUCCCAGCACCAACACUCUUGAUCUUCCGCUUGUUAUUUACAUCCAUGGAGGUUACUGGCAGUUUCUCAGCAAAGAGGAGUCGGGUUUCAUGGCAGUCCCCCUGAUAGACAAAGGUGUUGUGGUGGUGGCUGUUGGAUAUGACAUUGCCCCGAAAGGUAACAUGGAUCUGAUGGUUUCUCAAGUGAGGAAAAGUGUUGUUUCAGUUGUUCAGCAGUAUUCCCAUAUCAGUGGUCUGUAUCUGUGUGGUCACUCUGCGGGAGCUCACUUGGCAGCCAUGGUCCUCUCCACAGACUGGUCACAGUACAGCAUCACCCCCCAAAUUAGAGGUGCUUUUCUGGUCAGCGGUAUUUAUGACCUUCUCCCCAUCCUGUCUACCUACGUGAACGAGCCAUUGAAAAUGACUGAGGAUGUGGCGCUGCGGAACAGUCCCAGCUCCCUGGUCCCUCAGCUCAAACUCUCCUCCUCUGACUGUCAGAUUGUCGUGGCUGUCGCUCAAAAUGACUCACCUGAGUUUCGCAAACAGUCAGAAGACUACUUUAAAGCUCUGCAGGCCUCUGGACUGAAAGUCACCAUGGAAGAUGUUCCCAACACGGACCACUUCAACAUUAUCGAACAACUAGUAGACGGAGAGUAUCAUCUGACAAAGCUACUGCUGAAGAUGAUGGGAAAGAGCUGAGGAAGCCACCGGGGACUGCUGUUGAAUCACACUCACUGUGACACGGUUUAGUUAAUAUCUUGUUGAAACUUUUAAUGAAUUAAAAAGGUUCUUGCGCUAUAAUAAGUCACUUUAUUAAUUCAGAAUGUAGCAACAUAAAAGUUCAGGGAUGCAACAGGGUAAGUGGCAUGUUGGUUACUUUUAAUGUAGCAGUAUCUAGUCUUGUUUUGUUUUUAAUUUAAUUUAAUUUUUGAAAUCACUAUGUAAAUCAAUAUUCCAUGAUGGGAAAACUAUGUAGCAUGACAAUUUAUAUGUAUAUGUAUGUGCUUUUAAUUGAAUAUACACUGCCUGGCCAAAAAAAGGGUCAUACACUCUAAUAUUUCAUUGGGCCGCCUUUAGCUUUGAAAACAGCACGCAUUCGCUGUGGCAUUGUUUCGAUAAGCUUCUGCAAUGUCACAAGAUUUAUUUCCAUCCAGUGUUGCAUGAAUUUUUCACCAAGAUCUUGCAUUGAUGAUGGUAGAGUCUGACCGCUGCGCAAAGCCUUCUCCAGCACAUCCCAAAGAUUCUCAAUGGGGUUCAGGUCUGGACUCUGUGGUGGCCAGUCCAUGUGUGGAAAUGAUGUCUCAUGCUCCCUGAACCAGUCUUUCACAAUUUGAGCCCGAUGAAUCCUGGCAUUGUCAUCUUGGAAUAUGCCCGUGCCACCAGGGAAGAAAAAAAAUCCAUUGAUGGAAUAACCUGGUCAUUCAGUAUAUUCAGAUUGUCAGCUGACCUCAUUCUUUGAGCACAUAAUGUUGCUGAUCCUCGACCUGACCAACUGCAGCAACCCCCUACCUAUUUGCUUAGUUAAAUCCAGGUGGCGAGUUUUUUUUGGCCAGGCAUUGUGUCUACUUGUUACAUUUAGAGACACUGUAUUAAUGGCAAUUUGCGCACAUGGUUACUGAUUCUCUUGUAUUUUUGCACUGGUUUGUUGUUUAUAUUGUGUCAUAACUGUAAAAAUUAAAGACAAUCUACUCAAUAAAUGCUAU
Molecule: messenger RNA, 1970 nt
Organism: Synchiropus splendidus (mandarinfish)
Lineage: Eukaryota; Metazoa; Chordata; Actinopteri; Syngnathiformes; Callionymidae
Product: kynurenine formamidase
Exons: 11
Coding region: 85-966 (293 amino acids)
Source: RefSeq, a predicted model, not a curated record